Molecule: messenger RNA, 511 nt
Organism: Penicillium manginii
Lineage: Eukaryota; Fungi; Ascomycota; Eurotiomycetes; Eurotiales; Aspergillaceae
Product: 40S ribosomal protein eS19
Exons: 3
Coding region: 62-511 (149 amino acids)
Biological process (GO): translation; ribosomal small subunit assembly
Cellular component (GO): cytosolic small ribosomal subunit; ribosome
Molecular function (GO): structural constituent of ribosome; RNA binding
Source: RefSeq, a predicted model, not a curated record
CCACGACUUCCGCCAUCUCUCAUCCCCAACGCCCUCCUCGACCCCUCGACAAGUCGCCAAUAUGGGUGGUGUUUCCGUUCGCGAUGUGGACGCGCAGAAGUUCAUUGCUGCCUACUCUGCUUUCCUGAAGCGUCAGGGAAAGCUCCCCAUCCCCGGCUGGGUUGACACUGUCAAGACCUCCGCUUCCAACGAGCUCCCUCCCCAGGACCCUGACUGGUAUUACAUCCGCGCCGCCGCAGUCGCUCGCCACAUCUACAUGCGCAAGACCGUCGGUGUCGGCCGCCUUCGCAAGGUUCACGGUUCCACCAAGAACCGUGGCUCCCGCCCCGCUCACCACGUCGAUGCCUCUGGCUCCGUUGACCGUAAGGUCAUGCAGUCCCUCGAGAAGAUCGGUGUCCUUGAGGUCGAUGAGGACAAGGGUGGUCGCCGCAUCACCCAGUCCGGCCAGCGUGAUCUGGACCGUAUCGCCAAGACCACCGUCGAUGAGGAUGAGGAGUCGGAUGACGAGUAA